AUGGAUUGGUCUGAACAACAAUCCGCUCUAAUUGCCGCCGGCAACCAGAAGAUAGAAAUGCAUCAUCAAGCGAUGAUGCCUGUCUCUUAUACACAUCUAGAUGUGUAUAAGAGACAGCCAGAACGCGACUCAGGCCUACCGGAUUAUAUACGGGAAUCGCAACGAUUUUCAUCUUUAACUAUCCAGGAUACGAUUUCAUCUUUUGACCCCUUAGCUGAUCCAAACAGAGACUCUGGGGUAUACCCACAUUCCCAAAUCUGUCGAGAUUCUGCUUGCUCUGAAAGUAGUUAUUACCCAACAAAAUCAGAUGAUACAAUUCUACCACUUACCAGUAAUAUUGCUACUCCAGAGGUGAGAAGUGAGAGUUCGCCACAAUUCCAAACUGAAUCCGUUGUUCAUAGAAAACGUGAAUUUGGGCAACAAUUACAAGGUAAACAGCCUUCGCUUGACUCGUUGGACGAGUCUUCAAGGCUCUCUGGUGUUAGUUCUGCAUCAUCAUCUGGUGAGAGGUUCUCGCUGUUAAGUACGUCAUCCGGUGAAGAAUCAGCAAAGAACAAUGAUGAGUCGACUACUCCGACAAAGAAAGGAGUAAAAGUACCUAAAUUUCAGAAAAUCAGAAAGCAAAGCUUAAAAAAUUUUACAAAAGAGGUAUUUGGCUCCUUGUCUAAAAAGAAGUCAAAACAGGGUAUUGGGAAAAAAACACUUAGCGCAGAAAAAAUGAAUGAAGAAGUUGGAGAAAGAGUAGCUGAAUAUAUAGAAAAAAUUGUACUAAGGAGGUCACAUGAAACAGGCACAUUCCUGUGUAUGACUAUAGACGCAUUCAUCAACAGUAAGGUGGGAAAAAAACAUGAGAAGCCAGAAGCGAUGAUGCAUAGUAUUCGUCAAUUAAUAGGAGGACUGAAGCGUAAUCUGAUCGCAAUGAAAGCAGAUCCGGUAAUUCAAAAAGCCAUCCAACAAAAUACUGACAAGUUAAACCAAGAAGUUGAAUCUAUUGUUGAGGCUGCCCUCUACCAACGCAUCCUUGUACCUUUGAAGGAAACGAUUUAUUCCAAUUAUCACCAUGAGUACAAAAGAAAUGGCUCCAUUUUGUUGCUAGAAGAAAAAAUGGCAGCUGCCAGAUCACGAACAAUAGAGCAAUUAGGAAUCAAGACAAAUUUUGUUCCACCCAAUGAGGAGCAAAUGAAGACAAUCAAAGAAUGCUUUAGUUGUCUGCAGGAGGCUUACUCCCCUUAUGACAAGAUGGACCUGAUUCUCAAAGCUGUCACUUACAUUUAUGACUUUGUUGGUGACAAGGAACAUGGACGAGCUGUUCAAUCAAUGGGUGCUGAUGAUUUUCUUCCAAUGUUGAUUUAUAUCCUUGUGCAAUGCGAUAUGACAACAAUCGAGAUUGAGACGGAUUACAUCUGGAGUCUUUUGGAAGCUUCAGCGUUCACAGGGGAACCUGCGUACUACCUAACAACCUUAACAAGUGCAAUUCAUGUUUUGAAGAAUGUUGAAUAUUUUGAUGACGAUGAACAAGAAGAGGACAAGGAGGAAAAUAAAGAGGAAGACAACGCAAACGAUGAGGUAGCAGAGGAAGAAUCGAUGGAGUUUGUACACCGUCGUUCAUCCAGUGUUAGCGGUACCAAGGGUUUUCUAGAAGUGGUUGUCACGGUAACUACUGGUGUCUUCCAGGACAAAAUGCUGCCAGUGUGGCCAGGAAUGUCUACGAAACAAAUUUGCCGUAAUUUAGCUUUGAAGAAUCGCAUUGAUGAAAAGGACCGGGAAAAUUUUGGAUUGUUUAAGCUUGAAAGAAACACAGAUGGACAAGUUAUAAAAGAAACCCUUCUUCAAGACAAUGACAGUCCACAAAGAGUGAAAGAUGAAAUGGCGGUCAAAGGAGUUUUCUGUGACUUUGGAUUUAAACAUAAAUUUUACCGUAUUGAUUGGCCAGUGAAUGAAAAAUUUAUCGAUAAAACAAACUCUGAUGAAAGUGACGAAGAAGACACAGAGAUUGAGCUGUAGUCAAAUAUCAUUUGCAUUAAGUAGGAAGAAGACAUACAGCCAUAUUGUGAUGAAAUAUCAUUUGCACCGGGUAGGAAGAAGACUUGCAUCCCAAGCUGUGAUGAUGUAUCAUUUGCAUCAGGAAGGAAGACUCGCGACCCAAUCUGCGAUCAUAUAUUAUUGCAUCAGGUAGGAAGAAGCUGCGAUCAUAUGUUUUCAUUGGGUAGGAAGAAAACACAACCCAACAUGUGGUCAAAUAUGUUUUGCAUUGGGUAGGAAGAAGAUAUGAGGCAUGUUGUGGCAAAAUGGUUAAGUUGUCGCACAGUCCAGUAUUGAGUAAAUUAGCUAUAAAAUAUGGGAGCUCAAAAAAUUUCCUAAAAAUCCAAAUUUGUUUUUCACUAUAGA
Anneissia japonica is the source of this 2388-nucleotide messenger RNA. RefSeq names its product protein sprint-like. The record is from RefSeq and is a predicted model, not a curated record. NCBI's taxonomy places the organism in Eukaryota, Metazoa, Echinodermata, Crinoidea, Comatulida, Comatulidae. Gene Ontology annotation, molecular function: small GTPase binding; guanyl-nucleotide exchange factor activity. The transcript is spliced from 10 exons. Gene Ontology annotation, cellular component: endocytic vesicle; cytosol. The coding region runs from base 1 to 2004 and encodes 667 amino acids. Gene Ontology annotation, biological process: vesicle-mediated transport.